Messenger RNA from Effrenium voratum, 858 nucleotides. The record is from the annotation of a GenBank genome assembly. NCBI's taxonomy places the organism in Eukaryota, Dinophyceae, Suessiales, Symbiodiniaceae.
UUGGCUCUCAGGGCCCGUUGGCCAAAAGGUGCCGCGGGUCCCUGCUGUCCGGUGAAUGCAGUGAGGUCAUGCGACUUCUGGCUUUGGCAUGCCUGCUGGUGCAUGCGGGCGCCCUGGGCAUUGAAGAGCUGGCGGCCCUUGCGCCGGAGGAUUCCACAUUUGGCUUCUAGGCGCCGACCCCGGCACCGACCCCCGACGAGGGCUCCGAGCUGGAAGCUGCCGACGGGGCCGACGAGGGCGACGAGGUUCUUGCUGGCGAGUCCAGCAGGACGAAGCUCGUAGCCUUGCAGGAGGCUGCUACCACCAAGAAGGUCCAAAGCGCCCAGACCAUUCAGACGGUCCAACCUGCCCAGCCUGCCCAGCCUGCCCAGCCUGCCCAGCUUGUCCAGCCCGUCAAGACGUCCUUGGUGUCAAGCGCCACUGCAUCACAGGCUGAGAAGGAUGCGCAGCCGUAUGGCCCUGGAGCUUGCGUCCGGUCCUUCAAGAACCUGACGACCAAGACCUGCAUGGUGAAGACGGAUUGCCAGGCGGCAGCAGGCUUCCGGGAGUUUGACGUGGGCUUCCGCUGCGCCCAGGCCUGUGAUGGAUGUGAGGAGAAGGCUGUGGUGCACCUCUUUGGUGCUGGCUCCUUCGCCCCCCAGGAGACCUACGACAGCAAGGUCCUGUGCGGCAAGUGCUUGCCGCUGGAGGAUGCUGCCACGGUGGACGGCCUUGCUCAAGAAGUCAUUUCGCUGAGGCAGCAUCUUGCUGCGGUGACUUCCUCCAUGCAAGAGUUGCAGACGAAGGUCACUUCUGCGCUGCAGCUCCGAGGCGGCCAGACCCGCUGAGCUGGGUCACGACCGUGCCAGCGACAGAGAG